UCAAUAAAACCAAAACGUUGCUUGUGAUUGUCAGUACAAAGAGAGGAGAAGGAGGGAGUGUGUGCACAGGUGAAAUGAGAGAGAGAGAGAGAGAGCACCAAGUGGGAGUGAGCAGGUAAUGAAGAGAGCUGAAAUGCCAAGAGCAACUAUAAAUAGUCCCAUAAGUACAGUACCAGCUGUACUAUAUUGCCCAGCAGCUGCAGCCCACUUUCAUUGCAGUGCUUCCCAACUAAUUAUCUUUAAAACACUGUUCAUACUUUACUCCUGAAAGGUUUUUUCAUGUUACAUUUUCGUUCUGCUUUGUUCAUGAUGACUCUGUGUCUUGUGGAAAAAAUUACAGUCCUUGGUUGGCACCUUCUUGGGCCUUCACCACAUUUUAAAUUACCCUUAGACGUGUCUUUUCAUGGCAAAUUGUAAAUGAUUGUUUACAAUGCUUUCACCCUUGUGACGAUUUUGUUAAGGAGAAUGCAAAAGUAACUUAUUAAUUAAUGUUAAUAUCGGUCUGCACUGCCAGCCAAUCCGAACCUCUCAUUUCUGGGGUUGUCAAAUUUUCUGCACACAAACAUGCAAACUGGAACAUUUAAAAUGUGAAAAUUGCCUUUUAUGUGCAGUUGCAUAAGUGUUUCUAGUUAGUUAUGCCUUUUAUUUGCAGUCUCUAAGGGUCAAAUCCUAUAAUAACCCUUGUCUGUAUGUUAACUUGAAUUUUAGCUCCAAAAUAUUUCCUGUAUGGAUUUUAAAUGAGUAUAUAUUAUAGACCUUAUUUAAAAUAUUUCAAUAAGCACUUAUGAUAAUAUGGACGUUUUAAAACCCCAGAUUUUUUUGCUAGAUUUAUUAAACGUAUACUUUUCGGUGAAAGCUGAUACCAGCGAAAAUCCUGAUAUGGGUUUGUCUGUACUCAGUAUAUUAGUUUUAAGAAUCUAGUUGCUUUAUUUUAAAUGUGGAUAUUUUACAAUGUCGUGCCUCAUUAAACUUUGAAGGAAUUGCCUCUGCAUUCGUACUUUUAAUCGCAAACCGUAGUCUGACACAUAAAGGCUUUUUUAUGCACGGUUUUGCCAUGUAACCAUGUAUUUUAUAUUAGUCCUAUGUUCCUUCGAAAUUGCGCUUGAUGUCAUCGCAACAAUGCAAAAAAACUAUGUAGCUAGAAGAACUGUUUUGUAAAUGUAUCAGUUGUCUAUGGAUGUAUUUAUACAAAAUGUGUCCAUGAUACAUUAUUGUGUUUUCAAGGGUCAGACUAUUUUCUUUGUUCUGAGUAUUUUGACAUUAAAAUACAAUAGCUGUAUAUGCUUCUUUUCGCUUUGCUCGACAUGAAUGCUGAAGGCCGCCAAGCUCGCCGGAUCUGAGAGGCGCGGCCCCGUGACGCACCCGCGCCUCGGCCAGCCCUCUCCGGACGACGCUUCGGUGGAUGCUACGAUUUUCGGUGGAAAAGCAAACUUGAAACGCUAAGGAUUACACAGUUGCAUUGUGGGCUUUUUUUGAACGUUGCAAGUAUAUACAAAAUGUAACGCCAGAAUAAAUAUGUCUACCUUCCAGUGGAGAACCUCUUCGGAUUUGUCUCUUUAGAUGUCAUUUUUCCCAGGACCCGAUAGCUAUGGUCCUGGUAUGACGUGUCCAAACUAAACCCCCGUACUGCUCUCAGUUAGUUUUACUCUCUCAGCUCCUGCCUCCUACAUGGCACACAUGGACACUUCCUCAAAGUUGUCCGGGGAGACCAUCAUAGUGCACCAUAUCCCGCUGGUGCACUGCCAAAUCCCUGGACGCCAAUGCUGCGGCCCGGUCAAACAUCCCAACCCCUUCUGUCCACCUGACAACCUGGGACUGACACGCACCACCUCUCUACCUGAGCGGGAUAUCCUCCACCAAGAGGCGCUGGUCUACAGCAGCCUGAUCCAGACCUCCAGCAGUGGGAGCUCCACCGAAUCAGCAGGCAGGACAGGGGACCUGGGAAGCAACUCCUGCGAGGCUUCUCCCCAGCCACCUGUGUCUUGCAGGUCAAGAUACAAGGGUAACCCCCUACGCCGCAAUCCCUUCCUCCUUCAUGCAGAUGAGGAUGAAGAAGAGGAUGAUGCGUAUGGGGAUGAGGAUGGGGAUAACCUGAAUGGCUACCUGGAGGAUUCCUCUUUUCACUUGCAUGGGAAUUCCGACGGCACUGCCCCAGGCAUAUCCUCUUUCCGGCUGCAUGAUGUAGAAUGCAGUCCAGAUCCCAUCCAAAGUUCAGCCCUCGUGGAAGGUCUCGUGCUUUCCAAGCUUGGUAGAGAGCAGCGCCAUGGGAGCAGCAGCUCUCCUCUGUCUAUGGACUGUGGUGAACAGGACUGGGCUGAGGAUGAGGACGAGAAGGAUGAAGAUCUUCACAUGAUUAAUGGACAGGGCAGCCUGGCCUGCAGCUGCUGCUCCUCCCCAGAUGUUGACCUGCCACCCACCCACCGCUACUGCUACAACCUCUCCAAGCUGCUUCCCGAGAGCCAGCUGGCCUACAGCCAGGACUCGUCCUGUCAAAGCUGGGAGGGACCCUUCGUGAACUUUAGUGCCAUCUACGACAAUACAAGUAACGUAGCCCCUGCCAAACCACUGAACCUCAACAUGGCCACCACCCAGUCCGUCAGUUCCUCCAGUUCGGAUUCAGGAGGCGCCUUCUACCUUGACCUGCACGCCUCGCCCACCGAGUCGCGGCACGACAGAAACAGCUGCAAGCCACAUGCUGACAUAAAUGCUCUGUACUGCUGCAAAGCCUCACAGGCUCUGGAUGCCAACUGCAACACCUAUCCCAUCUGCCUGUCAUCAUCAGAGACAGCAGACCUGAGCUCCUGUGCCCAGAGCCCAGUCAGGCUUGGGGGAGCCACGCAGAACUACUAUAAGCUGGUGACCUGCGACCUGUCCUCCCAGUCCUCCCCGAGUCCGGCCGGCUCCUCAGCCACUAGCUGCUCUGAGGGACAGGGCAGCCCAAACCAGCCCACCGAGUACUUCCUCUUCAGGCAACCUGCUGGAGAAAUGGAAACCGAGGAGGAGGAGGAGGAGAAAGAGGAGGACAUGUUAAGGCACCAAAUCUCAGUGAUGACCAGUGAAGCAGAGAUGGAGGAGAUGAACUGUGGGCAAGGAGAUCCUGAAACUUCUGUGAGCCUGGAGGGGCAACUGUAUGUGAACGUCUCCCCUCUGAUUGGCAGUCACAGGCAAUGCGGCGCGGAAGCCGCCGGAAGGCCCCGUUCCCGCAGCUAUGAUCGCUGCCUAGAUGCAUCACCCUCCCUGGAGCGCAUGCUGAGCUGCCCCAUGCGCCUUAGCGAGGGAAGCCCCCACUGCCCCCCCCGCGUCACCUCCUUUGCAGAGAUUGCCCGUAGCAAGAAACGGGGUGCAGUGAACAACAGGGACAUCUCAUCUAGCCGCUCUCACUCCGCUCUGGAGUUCCCUCCUGUCCUGGAACUCAAGCAGUCAGCCAAGGAGCAUGGCCUGCAGUCGCAGCUCCUCACACGCUGCUACAGCCAAGGCAGCUGCUAUGCGGCGACGCUGUUCCACCCACAUUCCCAGCUAGAUGCUUUGCCCAGUGCGGAAUCCUGUGAACCACACACCAGCGCUGAAGUCGGCUCGUCCCCAUCAUCCGAUGGUUCUCCUUCAGUGGUACGAUACGGCAAGGACAAGCGGCCCAACACCCUUCCCAUCCAGCCCUUCAUGUUCCAGCAUCAGGUGGGCAAGUCCCAGAGCCAAUUUCUGCGGCCACUGCUGAGCGAGUACCUCAGCCAGAUGCAGAACCGAGCCAGAGGAAAGCUGACCGUCCAAGGGGCCGAGGAGCCCAUGGAGGGCCCCCCGAGGAGGCAGGUCAUGGCCCCAGGCUCCGUCCGGCCCUCCCCACUUGGAAGUUACUCCCCAGUCCGCCAGCAUGAGAUUCCCAGCUUGGAGACCUGCUCCACUUGCAGCCUGAACCCAGAGUGUGACCUGGGAAGCUCAAACGCCCCACACAGCCUCUCUUUCCCAGGGACUGCUGACCCUCUGCCCCUCUUGGCCACCCCCUGGUGCUCCUUGCAGUUGAGCCAGGCUCAAGGGCAGAGCCUUGUUGAAGGACGGCCUCCCGCCACCACAGUUUCCCCUCCCUUGAAGAACACUUCGUCAUCUCCGCUACUGCCUGUGGCUUCAGUUAGCCGCAUCCAACGGACCUCCCCGGCUACCAUACCCAAUCCCCUGGAACCCACCCCCAGUUAUGGCAGCAGCCAACGGAUGAAAGCCUCUGUUGCUGACUGCUCAGGACCCACACUAUCUAAAAUGCACCGCUUCUCCCCACAGGCUCUGAAGUGGCGCGAAUACCGGCGUCUGAACCCGCUGGGGGUGGAGAAAGAUUCUGAACUUCCGGCCGAUGGCUGUCUCAGAGGAAAAAUGAGCGGGGGAAUUCUAGCUUGGCGUCAGCCUCUCAAGCUGCUGCCACACCAACACAGCGAGUCCUUACCUGACUAUGUCUCCGAGAGGCCGCCGGACGAAUUCUGCCUGUCGCCUGAUGGGACGUCCGAGUCUCUGUCCAUUGACCUGCUGCAGAAGAAGGAUCUGGUGAAAGCUCUGAACAUGGCAGUGGAUUUCAUAGUGACUUAUUUCGGUACAAGCCGGGACGCUGGAGUGAAGGCAAAAUUGGGAAACAGUUCCGUCAGCCCCAAUAUCGGACACCUGAUUCUGAAGUACCUGUGUCCUGCCAUUAGGGAUGUCCUGCAAGAUGGACUGCGAGGUUACGUCCUGGAUUUAAUCAUCGGGCAGCGGCGGAAUGUGCCCUGGAGCGUAGUAGAGUCCUCUGCGCAGCUAGGGCCCUCCACACGUGUCAUUCAUGGUCUGUUCUCCAAGGUGAGCCAGUACUCUGAGCUGACCAAUCACAGCAUGAGGCUAAAUGCCUUCAUCUUUGGCUUGCUCAACUUACAAUCACUGGAAUUUUGGUUCAAUCAUCUCUUCACUCAUGAGGACAUCAUCGCAAUGCACUACCACCCCUGGGGCUUCUUACCACUAUCGCAAGGCAUCUGCCAGCCCCUGGUCCAGGAGCUACUUCUGCUUCUGCAGCCACUGUCCCUGCUGCCCUUUGAACUGGACCUUCUGUUUGAGCCUCAACUUCGGCAGAAGGGUCAAGACCAUAUCCGGCACAAAGAGCAGUUAUGUUCUACUGGCCUGGGGCUGGAGUGGUCUGCACGCUCCACCUUCCAGUUAAUGAAGGGCUGGGGUAAAGCUGGAGUGGAGACCAAGAGAGAGAAAACAGAGGCCAGAAGAGAAGAGCAGGGGGUAGAAAAAGAAGUGAUGGAGUUGAACCAGAAGGGUCCAUCGCUCAAUAUUGGUGGCAUUGAGCAAAAAAAAUACGGAACUGAACAACAGAGAGGGAGGAAUUUUGAGACCCAGAAAGAGGGAAUGGAGUCAGGUAUUAUAAAGCCAGUAAGAGAAGGAGGUUGGAGGUUGGCACAAAAUGAGACGGACUACUUAAACAAAUGUUGUGGAGACAGGAGGGCAGAAGAAGGGAAGGCAUUGCGGAAAGUGAAAGGUUUUGAGGUAGAGGCUAGGUCUGAGCUACCUGCAGAGGGGCAGAAGGACAAGAAGAUGAACGUGGACAGACAGAGAGACAGGCAAGCAGGCUGGUGGUACCAGCUGAUGCAGAGCUCUCAGGUCUAUAUUGAAAACUCUACAGAAGGGUCAAAAUUUGUGAAAUGGGAAAAGAGGAAGAAGCGAAGCGGAACUGGGGAGGCAGAGUCGGGGCAUGAACAGAGCCAGCACCCCCCCAGAGAGGGCGUGGUAGAAGGGGCCGAGGCCAGUAAUAGGGACCUGAGCAGUGAAAGCAGCUGUAGAGUGAAUGACAUCCAUGGCAAAGGGAGGCCUUUCGGGGCUGGCAACAUUCCGGAAUCAGGACUGAAUGAGCAUAGGAAGACUACAGAGAAAGAGCCCCCACCUCAGGCAUGCAUGACUGUGGCUCCUGGGGGGGGACAGGAAAGCAUGAUGUGGUGGAGCAGGCUCUUUGGGUCAGGGGCGAGGAACCCUGCACCAACAGACAAGGAAGAUCAAGGCCUCAUCAAAUCUCAGAAAAACAGGCUGCCGUCAGGAUGGCUCAGUCUGGACAAAUCAGUGCUAGACUUUGUGGCUCAGGCAGUGGGAGUGGGAAAGCGUCCAGACGCCGCUGUUCCUCCUCAGGGCCCUGGCCUGACUGCAGCGCAGCAAUGCAGUAAUGCAGUAACAGAGACCAGCCAGCAGCCAGCGCCAUGGAAGGUCCGGGCCCUGUGUCACCACCUUGCCACCGAGCCGGGACACCUGAGUUUCAAAAAGGGAGACCUGCUGCAGGUGCUGAGCCGCGCUGACCCCGACUGGCUGCGCUGUGUCCUGGGCAACAGCGUGGGCCUCGUCCCUAUCAUCUAUGUCACCCUGACGGAGGACUCGCAGGAGUCCCGGUAAACUCCUCAGCAUCUCUGCUGAGGAGAGCAGACUUGGGGGUGGGUGAUGGACACUAAAUACCAUGAUGUGAUUUAAAAACAUUACAGUGCUAUCAACUUUAUAGACAGGGAUGGACAUGACUAGUGCACAAGUACGCUUUAGUGGCGUAAAACAAGUACACAUUUGUGCUACUAUGACAAGAAAUUACCGUUCAUUUGAACCUUAAUAUUGCAAAUGGAUACUGCACCAGUAAUGUAAAUCCCUGUAUAUAAAUAUAUUUACAGUCUGGAGCUGUUGUUGAACUAAAUCUAAGCCUAAAAUCCUAGAGUCACUAGGGAAUCUACAGUAUUCUGACAGGCAUAAACUUACUCACCUAUAAACUUGUCACUUAUCAAAGAUGUUGGUGCCACACAAAGACAGUUGGUACAAGUCACCUUCUGUUUAGUUCUGGGUCUAUGCUGCUGCAGUGAAGGAACUGAGUGUAAGAAAAGAUGAGAAAGGGAUUAUAAAACACAGUAUUGCCCUGCUGCUUAGUAUGAGAAGUACAGGCUAAACAGACAGGGGAUCUUGGAAGCUUCUUGUCAUGAUUUGGCAUUCAAACUGCCAUAAAGCCAGUUUCUGAAGCACAUUUCUUAAGUGACGCAUAAGACCCACCACUUCUUCUAAGAACAAACUAAGACUAAACUACCAGUUUAUUCAACGCUUGUCUGUAAGACACUUGUAUUAUUGUCUCUGUGGAAUCUCACAUUUUCCAUGGAUCUGCUGAUUAAGAAUAACAAUGAAGACUAUGAAUAUGAGGCAAUUAUUAGAUAUUUAUUUUAAGUAUGUGUUAAUUAGCAGCAUUUAUCGUAUAUAUAGUAAUUUUAGAGUCCAAAUUGCAACGUUUUUCUUGUUGAAUCAUUCAUCUCUCAGAUGGGCUUUUAAAGCUGUUUACAGGGUAGCUAUUUAUUAAUUUAUUUAUUCCAAUUUCAUUUUUGAUAAGAAAUGUUUGGGUAAAUCAGAGAACAUGAAUCACACAGUUACUAGUCUUUGCCAGAGAUUCGAGAAACACAGUGAUUCAUAAAACUGAAUUACUUCAAAAGAAAUACUUUUUCCACACUGGUUUCCCAUUUUUACCAUUUUUUUUACAGAUGCAACUACAUCCUUAAAGAAGAACUUUCAAAUACACAUUUUUACAAUUGGCACGGUUAUGGAUAAAUCCAGUUAGAAUGUGGUCUACUGUAUAUUAAAGACACUCUUCAUACUGUACAUGCCUUGGAAUUGCAACAGCUUCCAAAUAGCUGCAUUUUUGGGUAUGGAAAGUAGGAAUAUGUCCAGUAUUCUUAUACUGUAAUAUCCUUACCAAUAUUGUGGGAGACCUGUGUGUGUUUAGGGGGGUGUGGAUUAGGGGCUGAUUUGCUUCCUACCAAUGUUGAAACCAAACAUACCCCCUUGAUUUUUCCACACCUUACAGUAUAGUCGUGUCUUUUCUCUGGUAUGAAAAUAAGUGUCUUAUUAUGCCUAUAGUGAAUAGACAAAGGCAUUUCCUCUGCAUAACAAUCGUGACAUGCUUAUAUGGGACACUGUGGCUCAGAGUCUAAACUCUAAUGCCUCAGCUUUAAUCCUGGCCUAAACCAGCCAGGAGUGAUCAUUCCUGAAAAGGAAAAGGCACCAAUAUCAUGUGCAUGUACCUCACCAAGCAGUCGAUGUUUUGUUCCCUCUCCCUGUGGCACUUAAUUUCAGGGGCUGCCUAUCCCUAGGGCAAGGGAUGAAAAUGCAAUAAAAAAAACAUGAGAAUAGGGCUUAUAUUUUUAAUUAUUUAUGGCAUCAGUUAACCUCUGUCCUGUUUUCUUCUGAGGGUAAUCUGUCGUCUUUCUGUUGAAGUCUAUGUUUGUGCGACCUGUGAAAUGAUGGUUGGAUGUUAAUCCUUGGGCAAGUAAAGGGCAAAGGGUAAGAUGUACAACAGCAGCGUGUUUCUCAGCUCAUAAACCAGCAUUUAACAUCUGCGACGAUGCAUUGUUCAUGCCCGAAAAUCUCCACCUGUGCAUGAACUAAACGAGAACGUUAAAUAGCGUAGUUUGUGGUGCCAAAUUUUAGUGGGUUUUUUGUAGAUCUGGAUUCCUGAACACGGACAUGGGAAGUGGCCUUAACGAUGAGAUAUAUCUCUGCUGGCAGUGCCAACAGGUUUUCAGUCAUAUCUUUGCAUGGAGAUUCAUGGCAGUCCCCAUUCAAUUAGAGACAAUUUAUUGCCAUUAUUUUAGACCAGGGGUGGAAUUGAAAUGCGUUGGGCCUCCCUGGUGAAUCUGGAACUCUCAGUGGUGAACAGGUACAAUAAUGAGUAUUUAGAAGAGGAUAUACUGAUAGCUAUCAAGGUUAGCUUUAAACAUUGUAAAUAAUAAUAAUUAAAACCGAAGCACUGAGUCUAAUAUACUCAAAAAGUACAUUUUUACUUACAGUUUUUUAUUUUUAACAUUUCAUUUUCACCUGGCUGUACAAUUACAUUAUUUUUAUAUAAUUUGUUGUAAAAACGAAAUAAUUUAAUAUUUUAUUAACAUAGAAUUGUAUAUACAUUUAGUUUAUUUAAUCGCACUUUUGAGGAAAAAGCGUUCUAAAGGGAAAUACGUUAAUGUUCCACAAUUAUUUAAAAAAAGCAUUAAAAAAAACAAACAAAAAUACAUGUUUGCUUUACUUAUUGUACUGGCUCACAAUGCAUCUUGUAAGCCCCAAUGAGUACCUUCAUGGGGGCAGGGUAAUAAGGGAAGAGCUAUAACACCUCUCCAGAGAUGGAUACCAUUUCUGUUUGUUACCAUGACACACCAUGUAAAUUGUAUAUAUUUUUGUGGAUGUUUUUGGCAGGAAGAAUCGGAACUGGAGCAGUACUGUUGUUUAUUACCCAAGCCUGCAUACAGAGUUAAGGGGAGUAUGUACAGUAGAGUGAGUUCCUGUGCAUGGCUUUUUAAAAGGAGAGUGUGAACUGGUGCUUCUCAGCAAGUUCCUCAUGUUCAGGCUUCGGAAUUCUCUAAGGAAGGCCCAGACAAUUUUCUGCCAUUUUUCUCCAAAUUCACUUGCAGUUAUGCUUACUCCUGCUUGUUGUUCAGGUGGCACAAAUGUCUUACUAUAUUAAUGCUCUGUAAUGCGAAUGGCCGUACAGUCAUUUUGAACAAGGUGCUUAUGUGAACAUCUUUUAUGGUAUCAUUUGCAAACAUUUAUAAAAAUACAUUAAAUUCAUUAUAAAAAUUG
Brienomyrus brachyistius is the source of this 9585-nucleotide messenger RNA. Its product is annotated as AP-4 complex accessory subunit RUSC2-like. Bases 1669 to 6387 code for a protein of 1572 amino acids. The transcript has 13 exons. Gene Ontology annotation, molecular function: protein binding. The record is from RefSeq and is a predicted model, not a curated record. Lineage: Eukaryota; Metazoa; Chordata; Actinopteri; Osteoglossiformes; Mormyridae. Gene Ontology annotation, cellular component: cytoplasmic vesicle.